AUAUAAGGAGCGGCGCGCGCAGCCGCCUGCACUGUUCCUGCGCACCCCGCCGACACUCUACUUGACAAUAUGAAGGCUAUCGUGUGUAUGCUGCUGGUGGCGCUGGUGGGCGCGGCGUGCGGCGCCGAGGAGAAGAAGAACGAGAAGCGCGGCCUUCUCGGCCUCGGCUACGGCGGCUACGGCGGCCACGGCCUCAGCUAUGGCCUGGCCGCCGCGCCCGUCAUCAGCCACGGCGUCGCGCUCGACUACGGCGUCGGCCACGGCAUCGGCUAUGGCCUGGGCGGCCACGGCCUGUCCUACAGUAUCGGAGGGCACGGGUUAGGCUACAGCCUGGGCGCCCACGGGCUGGACUACAGUCUAGGCGGGCACGGGCUAAGCUAUGGGCUCGGUGGACACAGCGUGGUGGCGGCUGCGCCUCUCGUCAGCCACAGUGUGUACAGCGCGCCGCUGCUCGGCCUCGGACAUGGCCACGGCUACUUGCAUUGAGCCCCACGCCCCCUGCGCUCGCCUCGCCCGUGCCACCAGCGUCACCUUUCGGGAUGUCGUUGGUCGCCGGCGAUGUAGUCUGUAAAUUAUAUUUUCUUGUAUAUAUUUAAGGUAAUUGCGUGCUCUUCUGUGCCAAAUUUUGUGUCUGCUGGUGUCUAUUCUACUAAGUUCAAUAAAUUUUUUAAAACGUA
Papilio machaon (common yellow swallowtail) is the source of this 677-nucleotide messenger RNA. RefSeq names its product glycine-rich protein. The record is from RefSeq and is a predicted model, not a curated record. Lineage: Eukaryota; Metazoa; Arthropoda; Insecta; Lepidoptera; Papilionidae. The transcript is spliced from 2 exons. The coding region runs from base 70 to 486 and encodes 138 amino acids.